This is a messenger RNA of Candida dubliniensis CD36, 639 nucleotides long. RefSeq lists its product as uncharacterized. The transcript has a single exon. Bases 1 to 639 code for a protein of 212 amino acids. The record is from RefSeq and is a predicted model, not a curated record. NCBI's taxonomy places the organism in Eukaryota, Fungi, Ascomycota, Pichiomycetes, Serinales, Debaryomycetaceae.
AUGGUAGAUUAUACAUUUGAACAACUUUCUAAACGAAUAAAUGAUCUUGAGUUAAUCCUUCUAGAUGAUAAGAACGACAAAACCAACAACAUUGGUGAUAUUAAUGAUAAUAAAACAAUAUCAUCACAAAUUAACCACUUGAAAUCACAAUUAUUUAAAUUAUAUCAACAAUAUCCUGAAUUUCAGAAAUUGAAUAAUAUCAAUUCACAAUUGAAAAUAUGGCAUAAAUUACUCACCAAUACUUCUAUAACCACCACGCCCAUCGAUCAAGAAACAAAGUUAGAGCUUUUAAAUUUACUUUAUGACGAUCUUAUCAAUAAUGACAAUUAUGAAAAAAUAAUAAGUAUAAUAAAUUUCCAAUAUGAAUCUAUUAUUAAUGGUAUUAAUAAUAACUAUUUAUCAUCUUUGGGUUCAAUCAAUGAUACUGGGGAAUUAUUACAAUCUAAACGAAAUCAAUUGAAUCAAAUUAUGAAAAUUCAUCAAGCAUUAAUAAUUAAAUCAAUGAUUGUAUUAGAACGAUAUAUUCAAUGUACUAUAAGACAAAAUAAAUUUUGGAUUGAUAUUGAUGAUCAAUUAAUUAAAAUUAAUGCCAAAAUUAAACAAUUAGAAUUAUCAAAACUACAAGCUAAUAAAUAUUAA